UCGACGUGCCGUACGUGCCUCCGCGGCAGUCCGGGGGCUGCGGGCCGCACCGCCGCCCUCUCGGAGGCGGGCCGGGCAGGCGGCGGCGGCCAUGUUUGUGGCGCGCAGCAUCGCGGCGGACCACAAGGACCUCAUCCACGAUGUGUCUUUCGAUUUCCACGGGCGCCGGAUGGCCACCUGCUCCAGCGAUCAGAGCGUCAAGGUGUGGGAUAAGAGUGAGAGCGGAGACUGGCACUGUACAGCUAGUUGGAAGACACAUAGUGGAUCUGUAUGGCGUGUGACGUGGGCUCAUCCUGAAUUUGGACAAGUUUUGGCUUCUUGUUCUUUUGACCGAACAGCAGCUGUAUGGGAAGAAAUAGUCGGAGAAUCAAACGAUAAACUCCGAGGACAGAGUCACUGGGUGAAGAGGACAACUCUAGUGGACAGCAGAACCUCUGUUACUGAUGUGAAAUUUGCUCCCAAACAUAUGGGCCUGAUGUUAGCUACCUGCUCAGCAGACGGCAUAGUGAGAAUAUACGAGGCUCCAGAUGUGAUGAAUCUCAGCCAGUGGUCGCUACAGCAUGAGAUCUCGUGCAAGCUGUGCUGCAGCUGUAUCUCCUGGAACCCUUCCAGCUCUCGUGCUCAUCCCCCCAUGAUCGCUGUGGGAAGUGAUGACAGCAGUCCAAAUUCAAUGGCCAAGGUUCAGAUUUUUGAAUACAAUGAAAAUACCAGGAAAUAUGCAAAAGCUGAGACUCUUAUGACAGUCAUGGAUCCUGUCCAUGAUACUGCGUUUGCUCCAAAUUUGGGAAGAUCUUUCCACAUCCUGGCAAUAGCAACCAAAGAUGUAAGAAUUUUCACAUUAAAACCAGUGAGGAAAGAACUUACUUCUUCUGGUGGUCCAACAAAAUUUGAAAUCCAUAUUGUGGCUCAGUUUGAUAAUCAUAAUUCUCAGGUCUGGAGGGUGAGUUGGAACAUAACUGGAACAGUCCUAGCGUCUUCAGGAGAUGACGGCUGUGUUAGGUUGUGGAAAGCUAAUUACAUGGACAACUGGAAGUGUACUGGUAUUUUGAAAGGUAAUGGGAGCCCAGUAAAUGGGAGUUCUCAGCUGGGAAACUCAAACCCUUCUCUGAGCUCCAAUAUUCCAAACCUUCAGAACUCAUUAAAUGGAACUUCCGCUGGCAGGUAUUUCUUUCCCCCUCUGGAUUCCCCACGGGCUGGAUCAAGAUGGUCCAGUUGUGCCCAGCUCCUUCCUCCUCCUGCUCCUCUGCUAGAGCACUCUUGCGAUGCUGACACUGCCAGCCUCCAGUAUCCUCACCCUCGCAGAGGGUGCCUCUCUCGGCCUCUUAAUCCCUUACCUGAGAAUGAAGGGGUGUAAAAUACUGACUUAAAGGCCUUAUCCAGAUGCUUGUAAAUGCUUUUAUUCUGGGCUGCUUUUUGGUUUCUUCAUUUUCUUUUAGAAGAUCCUUCUUAUUUAGGGCAUGUCUUGCAUGUAUCACAACUCAAGUGUUUGAAACCAAACCUGUUUGUACUUCUGCACCAGGAAACCUUGGCUUCACUAGUUGGUUAUGAUGAGAUGAGCUUCAAAAAAGCAAUAUUAACUGUGAAAAAUUCCCAGUAUCUGAUUCAAAGUGCCUGUCUUGUAAAUUCUGUGUGGAAUUGUUAUCAUAGAGUUCAGUUUUGUCUGUUGAUAGGUAGUUUCAUAGGAAAGCAUAUCAUUGUGAACUUCACUCUGUAUUUCAGACAUUAAGAAAUGUUUUUAAUUUUAUAGGCUGAUGUUACAGAUGACUGUAAAAUAAAUCAUUCCUGUGUAUAAAGCAGCAAAUCAUAAGGAUAUUUUUGUCUUUUUUUUUUUUUUAAAGGAAAAAGCCUUUCACUACUUGGAAUUACUACUUAGAGAUUUUGUAAUUAUUCUCCAAGUAGGUUAUUUAAUAAAAAUAUUUUAAAAGA
This is a messenger RNA of Apodemus sylvaticus (European woodmouse), 1926 nucleotides long. It is a transcript of the gene Seh1l, whose product is annotated as SEH1 like nucleoporin. Gene Ontology annotation, biological process: cellular response to amino acid starvation; positive regulation of TORC1 signaling. The record is from RefSeq and is a predicted model, not a curated record. Gene Ontology annotation, cellular component: nuclear pore outer ring; Seh1-associated complex. Gene Ontology annotation, molecular function: protein binding; structural molecule activity. The transcript has 9 exons. The coding region runs from base 92 to 1354 and encodes 420 amino acids. NCBI's taxonomy places the organism in Eukaryota, Metazoa, Chordata, Mammalia, Rodentia, Muridae.